CCGGGACAGCUCAGUGUUGCCUCUGGCUCUGCUGCCGAACACACACGGAUGGACUACCUGUGAAGAGCAGCCACCACUCAGACUGAAGGAAAACCCCUCAAGAGGCCCCGCUGUCCUGCGAGCACCGAUGGAUCCAAACUGCUUCGCCCGCCUGCUGCUCCUGUGCGCCCUCAAUAAGCUGCUCGUGGUGGCGAGCCCUGAAGACGCGCACCAGGAGCACCUGGACCAUCGGGGGGAACACAAAGUGACGCGGAACCGAAUCGCCACGGCCCAGUAUGAGUGUUUCCAGAGGAUUGUGAGGGAAUCUCAGCGCGAAACAACAAAAACGACAGGCGGGUCAGUGUGUAACACAACGUGGGACGGCUGGCUGUGCUGGCACGAAACCGAACCCGGAUCAAAAGAGCAGAGCUGUCCGGACUACUACAAUGAUUUCGAUCCUCAUGCGAUGGCAUCCAAAGUGUGCUCGGAGACGGGCGAGUGGGGACGCCACCCAAUGAGCAAGAGGACGUGGACAAACUUCACAAAUUGCCAAAACUACUCAAUACACCACGGGACAGAUGCGAUGACUCACUACUACUUGGUCAUGAUUGGUCACGGCCUGUCGCUGGUCUCGCUGUUCAUAUCGUUGGGAAUAUUCUUCCAUUUUAAGAGCCUGAGCUGCCAGAGGAUAACGCUCCACAAGAACCUCUUCCUCUCCUUCGUGCUGAACUCCGUCAUCACCGUCGUCUGGCUCACGACCGUGAUGAAGAAACAGGGGCACACCAACAACGACUCUGCGAGCUGCAAGCUGCUCAUGUUCAUCCACCUGUAUCUGUUGAGCUGCAACUACUUCUGGAUGCUGUGCGAGGGCAUCUACCUGCACACGCUGAUCGUUGUGGCAGUGUUUGCAGAAAAGCAGCACCUCAUGUGGUACUACCUGCUGGGCUGGGGUUUCCCGAUGGUGCCGGCGGUGAUCCAUUCGGUGGCGCGUCAGUGCUACUACAACGACAAAUGUUGGGUCAGCUCGAACACCUCCCUGCUGUACAUUAUCCACGGGCCCAUCUGCGCCGCACUGGUGGUGAAUCUUUUCUUCCUGCUGAACAUCAUCCGGGUUCUCAUCACCAAGCUGAGGGUCACGCACCAGGCCGAGUCCAGCCUCUACAUGAGGGCCGUGAGAGCCACCCUCAUCCUCAUCCCCUUGCUCGGCAUCCAGUUCGUCCUCAUCCCCUACAAGCCCCAGCACCGCUGGGUCGUCGAGAUCUACCAGUACGUCAUGGAAAUCCUCAUGCACUUCCAGGGUCUCUUGGUUUCCACAAUAUUCUGCUUCUUCAACGGGGAGGUCCAGAGCGUCCUGCGCCGACAUUGGAACCAGCAGCGCAUGCAGUUCGCCGGCACGUUCGCCAACGGCGGCUUCCUGCGCUCGGCCUCCUUCGUGGCGACGUCGCUCACCGAGGUGCACCGCUGCUACAGCAUCGACAGCCACAGCGAGCACAUGAACGGCAAGAGCUACCCGGACAUAUUCGGGUCGGAGAGCCCGUUCGUGUGAAGGGUCACUGUUUCUCUGACUGGUGACCGAGAGAAGUUACGAAGAUCGACGGGCGUACAAACUUUUCACUUUCACGCAAACGUUUUUUUUUUUCUUUUUUUAAAUCACAAAUAUUGCCACAACAGAAAAGAGCUCGAGACCCAACACGGUGUUUCUUGCUCAUUAUUUACAUGCCACCAAUGGAAAGGACACAGAGCAGAUGUGAAGGAGACCCCGACUCCACUGGCCUCCAAGCGUUGACACGAGGAACAAAUGCUUUUUGCAUCACGUGGAAUAAACUUGAACAAGAAGCCGUUCCGUUGAGCUGACUUUCGACCAGAGAGAUUUUCUCCUGAAGCGAUCGAGGAGAUUGAUGCAAGUUAGCGGCGGGUGAACAAAAACCCUGCUGAACUAUUUCCAAAAUCCUUGGUUCACGGUUAAUUAACUGCUAACUUUUCCGAAGCAAGAAGCUGGAGUUGGUCUUUAAGGAACACAACAUUACAAGAAAAGCAAGAUUCUUGGUGUUUGUACUAUAUAAAAGUAGUAUAUUUUAGUAUAAAAAAGCGUAAACACUAAAGAGAAGCCAUAAAUGCACAGCUUGCUUUGCUGAAGCUCAUUCCUAUCAUGACUUGUUAUUUAAAGGCCUGCAACUCUGAAAUAUAUGGAGAAUCUUUCAUGGAUAUAAUAAAGUUAAGUUAAUGUGACUUUGUGUCAUCCAGUCACAGCUGCGAGGAUCCCGCUCUUAUUGCCUCACAACAUGUGCGUUCGUAUGAACUGCUGUGAAGAUGAUUCGGAGAGUUAUUUCCAGGCACUAAAUAUGCAGCCUUCAGCGUACUCCUCAAACACAUGCUGGAAUAUUACCUAUGUUUAAAAAAAAAGCCUAAAACUGCAGCUGGUUUUUAAUUGUUGACAGUGAUUAGAGGUUAAUUGUUUUUAGGAAAGGAGAAACUGACUCCUGUUGAAUCACCAAUGGGAUAAAAGUUUGUUACCUUCAGUUGGAAAUAUGAGUUGGAGAGCUGCUGGUUUCAGCCUUCCAGACGUGUAUUAAUGAGGAGUUGGAUGGGAGGAAUGAAAUGUACUUUAUAACGUGAGACCGUUUGAUCAGCUUAGCAUAAAGACUUGAAAAUGUACUCUCUUCAGAAAUGUCAAACUAUUUCUUUAAUGUGCAGCUCUCAGCUCUUCAUGGCAACUUGUUAAAACGUUUCUAUGGGUUUCUUUGUCUGUUCCAAUCCCAGAAUGUAUGUAUGCUAUUCAUUAUGCUGUAUGAGUACUGUAAUAAUAUACAAGUGAUGAUUUCCAAAAUAUCAAAACAAAUUGAUUUAAAGGAAACUCCAAAGUGGUUUUAUAUAUAUGCGUGAUGUUAAAGUGUUCUUCUAUAUAAAAAUAUCAUAAAAAGUAUUACUUUAGUCAAAGUCUGAAUCUUAGUAAAAGAAAACAUUUUGUAAAUAAAUGUAAAUAAAGGCAAUGUGUUUUAAACUGA
Messenger RNA from Pungitius pungitius (ninespine stickleback), 2984 nucleotides. RefSeq names its product calcitonin receptor-like b (gene calcrlb). Gene Ontology annotation, biological process: adenylate cyclase-activating G protein-coupled receptor signaling pathway; cell surface receptor signaling pathway; angiogenesis. Gene Ontology annotation, cellular component: plasma membrane. The record is from RefSeq and is a predicted model, not a curated record. Lineage: Eukaryota; Metazoa; Chordata; Actinopteri; Perciformes; Gasterosteidae. Gene Ontology annotation, molecular function: adrenomedullin receptor activity; calcitonin receptor activity; calcitonin gene-related peptide receptor activity. The transcript is spliced from 13 exons. The coding region runs from base 128 to 1525 and encodes 465 amino acids.